Messenger RNA from Penicillium egyptiacum, 1659 nucleotides. The record is from the annotation of a GenBank genome assembly. NCBI's taxonomy places the organism in Eukaryota, Fungi, Ascomycota, Eurotiomycetes, Eurotiales, Aspergillaceae.
AUGCAGCCGAAGCGCCGCAGACUCGUGGCCCCGGUUCGCUACAAUCGCCUGGCCGCCCCGGAUACCGAUUUUGACACUUGCUUCCGUUGGCAAAGGUUCUCAAUCAGGCUUGUCGACAGUAAGAUGUCUUGCGCUGUUUCACCUGCUAUUUCCGAACUUGAGUCGCUGAUUAGAGCAAUAGGAACGGAUUCUCGGGAGUGGGGACUUUCUGAGUCGGCGAAAAUUCGCGCUGCCCAUACUCUUGAGACAACGCCAGAGAAUGAGCAGUUGCUCCGGACUCAUCAUCCGGCAUUGGGAUUGCAUGAUGAAGUCUAUGUAUCCCAUCCCCAGUAUGGCCCUGAGGUGUGGGUUGUGCAUGGUCCGUGUACGGACACUAAAGCGGGAGGGCGAGCAGUGCACCCGUUUCCUGAGGAUAGAAAGGACCUCUACCCAUGGGGACGAGUGUUAACUCCACGGUCGCCUUUGAAGGAGGAAUACCUCUUCAAAGAAGGUAUCAAUCCCCGAAAGCUCCUAUCGCCUGAACAGCUCGAAGGCCUUCGCGAGCUUUUCCCAGCCGCUAUAGGGGCUCGAGUACUUGUGGCAGGCUUCCUGGUCAUGCUAUUCAGAUCGCCUUCGGAUAUUCGAGAUAUCUACGAAACAGACUGGAUCAUGGAAGUUGGCGGUUUACGGACUAUCUAUGAUGUACCGAGAGUGAAGGUUAGUGCCGACACUGUUAUAUCUGGUAUGGAAGUCUCCGAAACCCCCGAUAGUCUCAAUGGCUCUGGCUGCUUGGGUCUGAGACUCCGGAUGCCCGACGGCAAAGAGGCUAUAGCGACUGUGACCCAUGGCUUUGUAAGGAACCCUCGGCCGUCUCGUGUGGUCUCGAUGUUCUCCGACUGGAUCUUGUGGACUAGAAGCGCCCUUCGACGAUUCCUCCGUCAACCGCCUCUAUCCGAUACUUGUGCACUUAGAGUGGUACGGAAUUCCCAGACUAACUCUCCGAUUGGCAAAGAAGUUUGGUUAGCAACAGAGAAGAAGCGGAUCGGCACAAUCUCCCACACCUUUGAUAAUCCUAGUCCCGCCCUUCCAUACCCCGCUGGCUAUAGGCAUGACCUUAGCCUGAUCACAGAUGAUAACCUGCCUGCACUUGUCAGCCCACCUGGCUAUCCAGCCGUGUCGGAAUGGGCGUCCUACUCUACUGCACUCGCCGGCUCCGAUGUCUACGCAGUCCGGAUGAACACCGUCGUCGGAAGGUGGCUUCUCCUUCAGGGCACCAGAGAUCCAAAUGCUAUUCGGAACGCAACAGUCAUAGGUACAGAAUACCUAUGGGAUCGGACGGCUCGAUCUCAAACUGCGUCCCUAUUAUGGACAACAACCGAACCAUUUACCCCUGCGAUUGGAUGGUCCGGGUCCGUGCUUUGCCUUGGAAGGCCAACGGACCAGUCGAGCAAGGCCAUUGUUUUUCAGAACUUCGAAGCGCAGUGCUAUUCUUUUAUCGAUCCCAUGACCGGCAAAUCGAAAGACAUGAUUGUUAAAGCUGGCUUUUUGCUCCCGGAAUCAGUACGGUCAUCCACAAUUGUCAGCAGCAAGGAUCAACACCGCCAAAGGGACUCCAACACCUACCCUCGUCACAGCAGAGAACGCGGGGAAUCAGAUCGUCGAGUAUUUUCAGCCGUGUAG